UCGGUCCCUCCCGACUCCUCCCUCGCUCGGUGCAGAAAGAUCGGUCGACCGCCAGCCAAUGGCCGGGAAGAGCGAGAGGAGGAAGCGGAACGGAGCUGCCCCUUUCUCGGAGAUCGUCUGAAAGGUGCCUGGAAGAAGACGAAGCUACCAGGAUGGGGGUAACCCAGUCCCUGAGCUUGCCGCACGGGAAAGGCGCCUACCCGGUCGGUUGCACCGACGUGAUGGUGGGCCAGACCCUGAAGGGCCUCUUCUUCCGCCUGUUCUACCCCUGUGUUCCUCGGGAUGAGGCCGAGCAGCCCUCCUGGAUUCCUCGCUACGAAUAUUAUUCCGGACUAGCUGACUACAUGAGCUUGAAUAGGAAAUGGUUUGCACCACUUCUUAGCGUCACGUUUGGAUCGUGUAGGAUCCCCGUGAGCUGGGAUGCGCCUUUUAGAGCCAGUUCCCACAAAUAUCCAUUGAUCGUAUUCUCCCAUGGGCUAGGAGCCUUUCGAACCGUAUACUCCGCCAUCUGUGUUGAGAUGGCUUCUCGAGGGUUUUUGGUGAUGGCCCUUGAGCACAGAGACCGAUCGGCUUCUGCUACUUAUUUUUGCAAGCUGGAUCCGGAAGCCCCGGAUUUCCCUGAGGCUCAGAUGCAUGAAGAAUGGCUCACAUACCGGGGGGUCCCAAAAGACCAGAAGGAGUUUCGUUUCCGAAACCCGCAGCUCCAUCAAAGAGCCAACGAGUGCAUACAGGGACUCAAGCUGAUCCGAAGCAUCAACAGCGGCAAGGCCGUCGUGAACCUCCUGCGCACUGAUUUUGACCUCUCUGCCCUGAAGGACAACGUGGACCUGACCAAAGCAGUUGUCAUGGGCCACUCUUUCGGAGGAGCAACGUCUGUGUUAGCCCUUGUUAAAGAAGCUCAGUUUAAGUGUGCUGUUGCCCUUGACGCGUGGAUGUUCCCCUUGGAGAAUUCGGUCUUCCCAAAAGUGACCAAGCCAGUUCUUUUUAUCAACACAGAGUCGUUUCAGACUGCAGAAAGCGUGGCCAAAAUGAAAAAAAUCACCACCACCAGCAGGGAAAGCAAGAUCAUAACAAUCCUGGGUACUGUCCACCAGAGUCAGACGGAUUUCACCUUCUUUGCAGGGAAUCUUGUCAACAGGGUCUUCAGGACAAGAGGUACCAUCGAUCCCUAUGAAGGCCUGAACAUCACCAACCAGGCUGCUCUUGCUUUCUUACAAAAACAUCUCCAACUCAAAGAAGAUUUUGACCAGUGGGAUAAUCUUCUGGAAGGCGUUGGUGACUCCGUGGUUCUGGAUAGUCCCCUGGCAAAGUCUAGCCUCUAGGCAAGAAAUCCCACCCCCCAAAUUGUUUUGGGGCAUCUUCUGGAUUAGUUCCCCCCCCUUCCUUUGAAGGGAUAGAAAGCACCCUUGAUACAAAAUGGCUCUCCAGAUGCUGGACAUUCUGCAGAAUUGCUCUUCAUGAUGAUGGAUAUUUUGCCAAGAUCUCCUGCUGUGAAGGCUCCUUUUCUUUAGGAAGCACCUGCUGCCUAGAAACGUUUUGAGUUUCCUUAAAUAUGCCUCUCAUUCCACCAGGAUCACAGCAAGGCCUUAAGAAAGGGCUGAGUUUAAUUGUGAGUGAAGGAACCAAAAUAAGUUGGGGGGGCGGGAUGUACGUUUGUGUGCAAUCCUUAGGGAAUUUCCUUGCACUUUAAAGUAAAAUAUAGCAGGAAAACAACAUAGAUACUUACUGUAGAUUCUAGGCAGCAGCUAUCUUGAUAGCAUCCUUUUUCCAACUUGCAUUCCAGCAACCAGAGAAGGAAGGACUAUCAUGGUCUAAAGCUGUUAUUUACAAUUAUGAAGCUGGGUUGUGAAGAUAGUUCCUUUCCAACUACCUUGCAGGGUAGGAAGAAGGAAUAUACAAUCCUGGCAUGAUGUUGUGAGAGAAAAUCUCUAUAGAAUGUACGUGAAGCAAGAGCUUAAACAUUUGGAUGUCUGAGUGUCAAAGCUUUAAUCUGUCUUCUGAUAAGUACAAGUUUUCUGAUAGACCAGGUUUGCUACGGCAGGCAUUUUGUGAAUCACAAGCCUUCAUGCUAGUGGCCAGAAGAGAAAGACCUCUGGUGCUAAGGAACUUUGUGCUUGCACUUUCCAGGGCAAAGUCUCUGGGGCAAAUUGUCAUGGUUGCCAGAAUUCUAUCAUUGAACUGGAAAUAGGGCACAUCAUUCAUAAUCCUUCUGAGUCUAUUGAAAAAUGUCUGCACUGUGGUUCCCCUACCACUGGAGCACAAACAUAGCACCUCUCUGCAGUUUUUUAAAACAGCCGUGUCUUUUCACGAGAUUCUGCCUAUCGUGGGUUUUGAAGACCCUUUUUGGAACUGAAUCCAUAGCACUGUAAA
This is a messenger RNA of Candoia aspera, 2370 nucleotides long. RefSeq names its product platelet activating factor acetylhydrolase 2 (gene PAFAH2). The transcript has 10 exons. NCBI's taxonomy places the organism in Eukaryota, Metazoa, Chordata, Lepidosauria, Squamata, Candoiidae. The record is from RefSeq and is a predicted model, not a curated record. Bases 153 to 1322 code for a protein of 389 amino acids. Gene Ontology annotation, molecular function: 1-alkyl-2-acetylglycerophosphocholine esterase activity.